Molecule: messenger RNA, 933 nt
Organism: Chaetomium globosum CBS 148.51
Lineage: Eukaryota; Fungi; Ascomycota; Sordariomycetes; Sordariales; Chaetomiaceae
Exons: 3
Coding region: 1-933 (310 amino acids)
Source: RefSeq, a predicted model, not a curated record
AUGAAGUUGUCGUCCUUCUUCUUCGCCGCGACGCUAUUCAGCGACGUCGCGGUCGGCACACUUGUCGCGCCAAAGCCGGUUCCCGAGCUCGCAACACACCAGCCGCUGCAGAACACGGGGCGCGACGAGUCAUCGAGCGAGGAACUGUGGAAGCGUAAGGGUGGCGGCGGCGGCGGCGGUCGCGGCGGUGGUGGUGGGCGCGGUGGCAGUAGCGGUGGUACGACCGGUGGGGGCGGACGUGGAAGUUCGGGAUCGACUAUUGGUGGUUCCGGCUCCAACGGUGAUUCCGGUUCGAGCACGGGAUCCGGCUCUACGGGGGGCACAGGCAGCCGGGGCGGUUCCAAUGGCGGAACCAGCUCCAGCAGCAACAGCCGCAGCAGCAGCAGCAGCGAGCCCUCUCCUCCAGGGCGUGCUGGCCGAAACACACCUACUCCAGCCUACGGUGGCGGGCGAUUUUACGGCGGCGGUGCGGCCAAGCCGUACAAGGCCGGCGGUCGGACGCCGUCGGGCAUUGCUCCUGUGUUCCUCGGCGCUGGCCUCCUGGCCUUCUGGCCCGGCGUGUGGCUCUACGGCGCGCACAGAUACCACUUUGAACACCCCUACACGUUCUACAACUCGACCACCCAGAGGAACGAGAGCAAGCCUGUCGACUGCGCAUGCUCCCCCCGAGGCGACUGCGGCUGCGACGAGAACCCCGACAAGCAGUAUCUCGAUUCACUGAUCGGCGACGGCAGCUACCAAAACCUCAACAAGUCGCUGAUCAACGUCGCCGACGUGAACGGCAAGAGCACCAUCUUGCUCAACGGCACGCUGCCCGAGGGGACCGCUGACGCGUUCAACAACGGCGCCGGUGACGGCCUGCGCCAACUGGCCCGCCACGCUGGCUGGUGGCCCCUUGCGGCGACUAUUGGCGCCAUCGCCUUCACGAUAUAA